AUGAUGUGCUGUGCGAGAGCUCAGAAGACGGUUGAUUCGCAUCGCCUGGCCGUGAACGUCACGAAGAGACGAAGAUAUGAGAUGAUUAAAGAGCUCAACCAGAAAAAUGCACUUCUUCGACUGCUCCGUUGGUAUCACCUUCUCGAACUAUUCGAGCAAUGUGGUGGUUCUCGGACCCGUUACAGCAUGGGAUAUGUAAACAUGACAUCUGCGGAUUUCGAACAUCCGAAACGGGGAGCAGGAAACCCUAGCAGGAAAGAUGAUGCUAAGAUAGCGCAAGCGAUGAUGAAAGAGUUAUUCCCCGACCUAAGUCCUACGAGUCCUGUGUAUGCCCAGGAGUACGUUGCCAUCAAGCAUUACCGAAAAGUGGGACAGCGACUCUAUAUACUCACCGACCGGUUCGGUCCAGGAAUCCUUGGUCUCACUUUGGACCCCACUCAUGAGUCGGAGAUAUCAGAUACCACGCUGUUAAAUCCGAGAAAUGGGACAUUUCGUGAUUUUGUAGAUCUCCUCGAAGAAUCGCAUGGACAAUGGUUGAGUAGAUGCAGCGAUGCAGCUUUCUUGUUGCUUCGCCCAUUGCUCGAGUUUACCCUCGACAACACCGCGCCUUUUCGUUUGGAGCUUACGGAUCCCGAAUGCAUUUGCAUGCAGCCUAAGUGCUCCGAGUCUCUUCUGAAGCUUAUUGCCUAG
Molecule: messenger RNA, 690 nt
Organism: Aspergillus welwitschiae
Lineage: Eukaryota; Fungi; Ascomycota; Eurotiomycetes; Eurotiales; Aspergillaceae
Exons: 2
Coding region: 1-690 (229 amino acids)
Source: RefSeq, a predicted model, not a curated record